GAGACGGCGUAGAAAGCAUCAACGCUUCUGCAUCUGAGAAAAACGUCCAGAUAAUUUUAGAAAAUAAAUUGAUAAAUAAUAAAUACACGUCGGCUUAGAAGAGGGAUAUAUUUGUGGCGAUAUCACUUUUCUUUAUGGACAUACAAUGAAAGGGAUACCUGUCUCUGUGCUGGAUUUCGAGUCUUGUUUGCUGCGUCUUUGACACAGAGCUGAGCGUGCAGAGUCUGUAUGAGUGGCUUGUCGGAGGACUUUCAGGCAAUCCGCAUCGAACUUGAGCUGGACAUCCAGGAACCAGUCAGGGAGUAAACUCACCCACCUACCCACUGAUCUCACUGGGACGCAAGACGUUUAAGCACCACUAUCACCAUGGAAGAGGAACAGUGCUACUACAAUGAAACCAUCGCUUUUUUCUACAACCGCAGUGCCAAGCCCCUGGCCACCGACUGGAAUACUGUCAGCAGGCUGGUGAUGGGUUUGGGCAUCACCGUGUGCAUCUUCAUCAUGCUCGCCAACCUUCUGGUGAUGAUCGCCAUCUAUGUCAACAGGAGAUUCCACUUCCCAAUCUACUACCUGAUGGCCAACUUGGCAGCUGCGGACUUCUUUGCUGGGUUGGCUUACUUCUACUUGAUGUUCAACACGGGCCCAAACACGAGGCGGCUGACUGUUUCAACAUGGCUGCUGCGUCAAGGCUUGAUCGAUACCAGUCUGACGGCAUCUGUGGCCAACCUGCUGGCCAUCGCCAUAGAGCGCCACAUCACCGUAUUUCGCAUGCAGCUCCAUACCCGUAUGAGCAAUCGUCGCGUGGUGGUGGUGAUCGUCAUAAUCUGGACCAUGUCCAUAGUGAUGGGAGCCAUCCCUAGCGUUGGCUGGAAUUGCAUCUGUAGCCUUGAAUCUUGCUCCAACAUGGCGCCCCUUUACAGCAACUCCUACCUGAUUUUCUGGGCAGUCUUUAACCUGGUGACCUUUGUCGUCAUGGUGACGCUCUACGCCCACAUUUUUGUCUACGUGAGGCAGAGGACCAUGAGGAUGUCGCGGCACAGUUCUGGACCGCGACGCAACCGAGACACAAUGAUGUCUCUGCUGAAGACUGUGGUGAUUGUGCUGGGUGCAUUUAUCAUCUGUUGGACUCCCGGCUUGGUCAUCCUGCUCCUCGACGUCUUCUGUGUGAAGUGCAACGUCCUCACCUAUGAAAAGUUCUUCCUGCUUCUUGCCGAGGUCAACUCAGCCAUGAAUCCCAUCAUCUACUCCUACCGUGAUAAAGAGAUGAGCGCCACCUUCAGGCAGAUCCUGUGCUGCCAGCGGCAGGAGAACAUCAACGGGACGGCGGCCGAGGGAUCCGACCGGUCUGCGUCUUCCAUCAACCACACGGUGCUGAGCGGUAACAACGUGAACCACCACCAUCACCACCACAACGAGCACUCGGUGGUAUAGGAAACAGAUGAGAGAGAGGAAAAAAAGAAGAAGGCUGGGGGUUUUGGAGAAACUUACUAAAAGAUGGUAAAAUGAGAUUUGAAACAGCACUGGGAACAUGACAAGGAUUACAGACUGUAGAGUAAAUCUGAGGAUGAAGAUGGUGAUGGAGCUGACGGGGAUCACAAUGAAGGAGGAUUUGGCGACUGCAUGCUGAAAGAUGAAGGACUUUACCUACCCACAGAAAGAAAAGGGGCCUGAUCUUCGGAGAUUCUGAAAGGCUGUUAGUGUUUUUGUUUUGCUGAUUAUUCUUUUCUUUUUGUGUUUAAUGUGUUUUUACAGAUAAAGGUGUUAUGAACUAUUUAAAGGUAAUCUGUGAAAUGAGGUAAUGCCAGUAUAACCCGUUUCUCUCUCUCUCUCUCUCUCUCUCUUGCUUUGGUCAACUUUGCUUUUUCUACUCCAUUUGAUCCUUUUUAUCUAGAUGGACAUAAAGCUUAGCAUAAUACUUAUAUUAUAUAGUCACAAACACAACUGGACUUUACCUGUUGCAUUUCCUUUACCUCUUUUUUAUGGCACGCUCUGUAUUUUGGACCUGAAGCAGGUUCUGAAGACUAAAUAUGCUUUCUUUUUUCAUUCCUAUAAAACAGGACAGUCUACAUAAUGGAUGGAGUGUGGAUUAAGGUUAGGGGCUUAUGCAACACAGUAAAAACUGAUUGACUGAAUUUUUACUGUAUUGCAUAAAACCUUAUUAAUAUCACGAACAAACAAGUCUAUACUGCUCCAAGUGAAAUCUGUUAUUGUAAUGCACUACAAAAAAGAGAGGGAGCAGUAGAAGAAGACCACGCUAGUGUGGACUCUCAUGAAUCCAGGUCAUGAUAAUCCUCAAAUGCUUGAAUCAAGGCAAGUGGACUUCCUUUUCCUGACUCUUGAAGAUAUUUAACAUCCAGAAGGGUUCUUGGGUUCAGGGGUUUUGACCUCAUGAGCUGCUGAAGUCAUACGGAAAUCGUCGACCUUCAGGUCACGACUGUGGCUAGUUAGUAUUUUUGGUCCACUGUAAAUUGUUUACUUGGUUUUGGUCACAUGAAUAAGGGGAACAUGGUUGUGAAACAACCUGGAUAGAAGAUUCAAAGCUGCCUUGUGAGGUUUUGAUUGGAAAACCUAAAGCCAUCCCAUGUUGUUUUUUGACAUAGAUUUGUUUUUAAUUCUUCUUACAGAGCACAUGCCUUCUCUCUGCAAAAUACUUACAUUUUUGUCCGUUAUCCUUGAGAUGCAGGUGAAUCUUGACCUGAUGUGCUGGCUCUCCUUUGUUGUUCCAUCUGUUUGCUUUAGUUAAAUAGCUCUUUUACUGGAGUUGAACACAUCUUCACGCUUUCAAGAACCAAGAAAAAGGAAGUCCAAUGGUCUUGAUUGAAGCCUCUGAGGAGGAAGAAGAACAUAUGAACAAAGGGAAGGGAGGGAGUCACUGAGGAGCGCUAAUUGACUCGUUGCUUUGCAGCGGCCCGUGUCGCAAUGGAGAUGCAGGGAAGGCUUGUGGUACCCGGCUUUGUCAGCCAUCUUUCUCUGUAUCCUCCAGGGCCCGCGUGCUCCUGGUGAGCUGCCUGUGAGAGCUGUGAUAAACACCUGUCAUCUCUUUUUCAGCAUUAUGAGGCACAUGGAGGGUGUGACAGAAAUAAUAAUUGAUUAGUCGACAGAUAGAUCAGCUACUAAAAUAAUCAUUAGCUGGAGCCGUAUUUUAAAGCUGAGAUAUUCACUUCCAGUUCUGGGCACAUAAUGUGUAAAAGAUUUUUUUUCUUGAACAGCUCAAGCUUUAACUGUAUUGCAGAGAUUUACGUCUGUUUUCUGUUUUUCUAGUCAUUUCUUUUUUAUGGCCCAUGUCCAAGUUUUUUUAUUUUCAAAAUCGGGGCCUCCAAAGUGAGACGUCAUUUAUUUAUCUUUACAGCGCUUCUAAAUAUGCAAAUAUCAACAUAUAUAAUUAAAUAUCAGGGAAAAAGAUCAACUCCAUACUGCAGUGAGCUUAUAGUGGAAGUUUUAUUUUUUAUGAUGAUCCUGUCUUCUUAAAAUACAUGAAGGGUCCAAGAUUCACAAACAACCUUGAGUUGUUUAUUCCCUAUUAAGGAAUUAAAGACAAGUUGUUCCAGGGAGCUCACUAGAGGAAGGAGUAGGAGUAAACGCUGCAUCUCAGUGUUGCACGGAGGCAAGUCAAAGGUCAAAAGCUACCUAGUGAGUGUUUAAAGCCUGCAGAUUACGACAUCAGCAGUGCUAUGCUAACUGCUAACUGCUAACGGCCUCUGGUUGUGCUGCUGCAGAGAGGGCUUGCUGGUGCUGUGAAGUGUCUUAUAUUCAAACAAUUACCAAAUAUAACAACAAUGACCCAUGUUAUUGUAAGUUGUGGAAGGAGAAGACGUUAAUGAAUUGCAUGUUGUUGUUUUUUAAUGACAUAGUAGCUCACCCAAUGACACAUACUUUACUUUUUCUAUUAGCCAUUCAGUGCCAAGGCUCCAGCAUGCACUGUCUUAAUCACGGUCAAUAAGUGAGUAAUUAUGCACUAUUUGAACCUUCUACGUUCUUGCAUAGAAGGAUGGGACUCUGUCCCAUCUGUCACUUUCUUUAGUUCCGCCUUCUAUAGAAUCAAGUCUCUACAUCCUGCAGCAUAUGGGGAGCACAUGUCUGCACACUUAUCUGCUCAGAACCCUCAGACUUGGUUUCUAGUCAUGGAUAAACCAACUGGAUUGAUAAAAUCUCUGAAAGUACUGUGUUCAUCUGAUUUUGGUCAUAGGAUGGAUCAUUUAAUUAAUAUAUAGAUGAACUGAAACUGCUUAUUUUUUUUCACGUAUUACUACAGAUAAUUAUAGAUUUUCAAAAAUAAUCCCCCAUAAUGAUCUAAAUAAUCACAAUAAAAUAAGCUAGCAGUUCAUGUAUUAUCAGCUAACGGCCAGUCAGCCAACUGAAUAUCCAUGUGGAGGAGUUUCAGGGUUGACUGCACUUAGGGUUGCCACCCGUCCCGUAAAAUACGGAAUUGUCCUUUAUUUGAGAAAAAAAUGUUGCGUCCCGUAUUGAACUAAUACGGGACGCGAUUUGUACCAUAUUUUCAUUAACGUUUACACCAUAUUCUAGUUGAAUUAUUGAAAUAAAUUAACCUUUACACCAUAUUCUAGUUGAAUUAUUGAAAUAAAUUAACUUUUACACCAUAUUCUAGUUGAAUUAUUGAAAUUAAUUAACUUUUACACCAUAUUCUUCACCUGUAGGCUAUAUUACAUCUGGGCUGAUAUGGACAUACACAUCAUAGGAGUCAUGCAAGUUCAAUGCUAUUAAAGCACUUUAAACUUGAAAUCAAAGCAUUUUGUUUUUUUAUAUAAAAAUGUUAUAUAAAAAUAAACACAUUUUUAUUCAGUUUAGAAGUCUGGGGGCUUUUUUCUUUUGGCUCCUGCGCUGCUGAAAUCAGGGCGUCCCUUAUUUCUAUUUCUGAAAGGUGGCAACCCUAACUGCACUUCUAAUGCACAAAUAUAACUCCGUACAGCCUGUUGAGGAGAUGCGUCCUGGCUUAGUUUAGUGUGAAUACAACCCAAAUACAUCCUGUCUGCUGUGGCUUCUCAGAUCUUGGAGAGCAGCAACAGGCAAACUUGAGUCACCAUAUGCAAACAGAGAACUGAGACCAAACACUUGCUUUCUCAGGCAUCAGAAGACAGAUUUGUCAAAUCCUCAGACCACUGUGCAAUCACGCACAACUAGGAAAGUUUUCCAGGCGACAAAAAGUGCCUUGCACUUUGAACAUUUCAAUGUUGCUUAUUUCAUUGUGUGUGUUGAUUGAUUGAUUGAUGAAACACACCAAAACAUUUUUCCAGAACCACUUGGGAAAACAGCCGUUCUUAGCUUCAUUAUUCCAUCAAUGAUAUGCAUUUCAGGGACUAAUAAGUUGAAUGUUUUGUUAUUAUUUCAAGCUGUUGGGAUCUGAUUCAACACAGGAGACAUGUUCAUGUCUAGAAACCACCUUUCCUCUGUUUUCGUUCAUCAAAACCUUUUGAGUCAAAGUUCAUAGGUCCAAGCUCUCUACUCCUAAAAAUCACUGCCAAAAAGCCUAAAGCAAGAUUUUUGUUAACCUGCGCUGUUGCAACAACAUGAAGGAUUUUAGUAUUAUUAGCUGUAGACGUGUAUUGGGUGUAGAGUUAAGUCUCCUCUCUCUUACUCUGCAUUCUGCCCUUUUCUUUUGCUACACAUGUGAGCCAAAGCACUGUGGUUAAUAGCACCUUAUUGAUAGCUGUUAACAGCUGAGAUGUGAUUGUUGUGUGUUUUUUUCUCCUCAUCUAAUUACCCCCAACUGUUUUGGUGCUUUUAAUCUCUGGCUGUGCCUUUACACUGUACAAUAAACAUGUAUAUAUAUUUCGAAGUUCUGGGGAAAUGAUCUUCAAAUUCCUUAAUUUCCUCAGGUUUCACAUGUAAACACUAUACUGACCCUGCUUCCCCGUUUUACACUCACUGUAACCAUUUCUCUGAGAAAGUAUUGAUUCAGGUUACUAUACAGUAGCAAACCUUUCUAGUGUUAUAUGUUUUUGUUUAUCAGUGUUUCAGCCUUUGUACAUUGUUCUGUGUAGAGUACGUGUAAUGUAUUCAAAGUUAAUCACCAAAGGGAACAUGUUUGUCGUCUGUGAAAUUAACCAUGUCAUACUAUCAAAUGAAGUGUAGGGUUGUGUUUGAUCAAUUUUCUUAUAUACAUUUAAAGUGUUAUUAAUUCGUUAGGGCCUUAAACCUAGAUAUCUGUGAUAGUUGUGCCUUCCAUUUCUGCUUCGUCAAGAGUAACUUGGCACCGAGCUUUAAAGGUGCCGUUCUUUCCGCCACUGUUGAGCUUUUUCCACCUCAAAAAAAACCCCUGCCAUGUUCACAAGUAGCUACACCCAACAAGGGGUGUCACAAAGAAGCAGAGAGAGAAAUGAGAUGAUCAAAAACGGGGGUCGGCAACCCGCGGCUCUUGAGCCGCAUGCGGCUCUUUAGCGCCGCCCUAGUGGCUGCUGGAGCUUUUUCAAAAAUGUUUGACCUUUUUUUCUCUUUUUUCUUUCCUUUUUUCUUCUCUUUUUUUUCUUUUUUCUUUUUUUUCUCUCUUUUUUUCUUCCCUUUUCCUUUUUUAAUCUCGACAUUUCGACUUUUUUCACGAAAUAUUUACUAUUUCUUCGACAUUUUGACUUUUUUCUCGACAUUUUGACUUUUUUCUCGAAAUUGUACUUCAACAUUAAUCUCGACAUUUCGACUUUUUUUCUCGAAAUUUAGACUUUUUUUUCAACAUUUCGACUUGCAUAAUGAAAAAUAAAUCCACCCCCAGUUCUAACUAAUAUAGAUACAUGCAGCAUGUGUUGUCUUCAUUCUAAGGCUUAUACAAGACUUUUAACUUUUUGCGGCUCCAGAUAUAUUUGUUUUUUGUGUUUUUUGUCCAAUACGGCUCUUUCAACAUUUUGGGUUGCCGACCCCUGAUCAAAAACAAGUGAUGGUGGUAAAGUUGCGUGUCGUUAAUGCAGCUAACCUAUAACUGCCUCAGUUGAAGGAAGACUGUUGGAGUUACAAUGGCAAACUAUUAUUUUCUGUAAAAAUUCACUGUCCUAUUUCCCAUGGAUCACCUACAUUAUCUUUCUGGAGAGCAGUUGUACCAAUUUAUCUUCCCAAAUGAGCCUAUCCUGGCUGCUGUUCCCUGACCGCCCCUUAUUUAGUCUCUGUGCUGCAUCCAUUGUUUGCUGUGGCCUUUAACCAGUGCUGCAUGAUGCAGUUCACUGUGUGUUCCAGUCAAGAAAUGCAAUUGUUUUUACGCCUAAAAGGCCCUGAAUAUGUUCUUUUGUACAAACAAAUGCUAAGUCUCCAUGUACCAGUAGUUUUUAGAAAGUAAUUGUGACACAAAAGUGAACGUGAUACAUUAGAGGCCAAUACAAAUAAAUGUUCAACCAGAGUCAUAGUGCUGAUAUUCCAACAACAAUAAAAUAUAAUA
Messenger RNA from Cololabis saira (Pacific saury), 7375 nucleotides. RefSeq names its product lysophosphatidic acid receptor 1 (gene lpar1). The transcript is spliced from 3 exons. The coding region runs from base 367 to 1431 and encodes 354 amino acids. Gene Ontology annotation, molecular function: lysophosphatidic acid receptor activity. The record is from RefSeq and is a predicted model, not a curated record. NCBI's taxonomy places the organism in Eukaryota, Metazoa, Chordata, Actinopteri, Beloniformes, Belonidae. Gene Ontology annotation, biological process: neurogenesis; phospholipase C-activating G protein-coupled receptor signaling pathway. Gene Ontology annotation, cellular component: membrane.